AUUCGUCUCUGUUCCUUCUCCCACCUCCUUGGUACCCACUGGAACCAGUAGUCUCUCUCUCUAAAUACUCUCUCUUUCUCUCUCUUAAAGCUCUUGUUAGAGUUCUUUUACUCUCGAUAUUACGCUCUCUCUAUAUAAUACCGUUUAAACCGGUCUAUCUAUCUAUUGCAGCAAUCAUACUUUUUCAUUUUUCUCACUUUAUUGCCCUCCUUUUUGACUCUUUUUUUCACUCUCUCUCUAGGGUUCUGAUUCAACACAAUCCUAUUAUUUAUCUCUCUCUCUCUCCCUCUCUCUCUUUCUCUCUCUAGAAAUGACAACUUCUGUGAAGAACAGCUUCUUGCCCCCUGGCCUGGUUUCGAAUCUCCAGGAAGUUCUGCUCAGCAGAAAGGGGGGCGAAGAGGAGCAAUCGAAGAACACUGAUGAUGAUCCCAACCAAUCCUCUUCUACUCCUUCUCCUUCUGAUAGUGUUGAUGAGCCCAAUUCGGAUAAAGACAGUUCAAAGCCUGUUGUUUUGGUCACAAAUGGUGACGGGAUCGACUCACCUGGGCUCACUCAUCUCGUCGAUGCUCUGGUUCGUGAAGGCCUCUACAAUGUCCAUGUCUGCGCUCCGCAAUCGGAUAAAUCAGUGUCUAGUCACGCAAUGACACUCCGAGAAACAGUUGCAGUGAAUUCAGCUGAAAUUAAUGGUGCAACAGCUUAUGAAGUUUCUGGGACUCCUGCAGAUUGUGUGUCAUUAGCAUUAUCGGGUGCAUUAUUUUCUUGGUCAAAGCCUCUGCUGGUAAUCAGUGGAAUUAACAGAGGUUCAAGUUGUGGCCAUCACAUGUUUUACUCAGGUGUUGUGGCUGGAGCUAGAGAGGCAUUGAUUUGUGGUGUACCAUCUAUAUCAAUAUCACUGAACUGGAAGAAGGAUGAAAGCCAGGAAAGUGAUUUCAAGGAUGCUGUUAACGUCUGUUUACCAUUACUAAACGCUGCCAUUAGAGAUAUAGAGAAGGGAAUUUUCCCCCAAAAUUGCUUACUGAAUAUAGAAGUUCCAACAUCUCCUUUUACAAACAAGGGCUUCAAAUUAACUAAGCAAAGUCUGUGGAGAUCCACACCAAACUGGCAAGCCAUUUCUGCCGGCAGGAAUGCAUCUGCUGGACGCUUCAUGUCCAAUCAGCAAAGCCUUGGUAUGCAGCUUGCACAGCUCAGUCGAGAUGCCUCUGCUGCAGGUGCAGCUCGCCGUUUGACAACACAGAGAAAGAAAAUUGAGGUUGUUGAAUCAGUGGGAGUUGCAGGGAAAUCUGAUUCCAACCGGUCAGUGAAGUACUUCCGACUAGAGUUUCUGGACGAGGCGCGGGAAGAUGUUGCUGAAGAUCUAGAUUUCAGAGCGCUUGAAAAUGGAUUUGUUGCAAUAACUCCAUUCUCUCUUUCUCCACAUUUAGAGUCAGACACUCAAACAGCUGCUUCAGAUUGGAUAUCUGCAGCACUCCAAGCGGAACAACAAUCAUCAACAUGAUGAAACAAAAAUCGUGUACAUUAGGAGUUGCAGUAUGUUGUUUAAUAUCAAUUCAACAUUAUGUCAGUUCUUUCUUGUGCUGUCCCUUUCAUUAAUUUUCUUAUCGUCUUCUUCUCCCAUCUACAUUCUUCCAUCUUUUACCUUUGUUGUGGAGCAAACGCUCCCCACGUUAGUUUGUAUGUUUGGCAUGUUGUAAAAUGGCAGCCUGUCCCUGUUUCUUCAUUGCUGCCAAAAUUCUCCGGGAUGGGUUGUUUUGUAUCUUUCUUUUUUCCCCCCUUUUCUCUCUUUUUGGCAUUUUCCAAAUGUUGGAUGUGUUGGGUGGUUGUUUAUUGUAGUUUGUUCAGUGUAACUUGAAAUGGGCAGGUUAGAAUUGUUGGUUGUAGUAUUAUAUUUUGUUUUUACAGUUGUGUUUGUUUGGAAGCAAUAUCAAGGAAGAACGAAUGACUCACAAGUUA
This is a messenger RNA of Cornus florida, 1950 nucleotides long. RefSeq lists its product as uncharacterized. The coding region runs from base 311 to 1495 and encodes 394 amino acids. The transcript is spliced from 10 exons. Lineage: Eukaryota; Viridiplantae; Streptophyta; Magnoliopsida; Cornales; Cornaceae. Gene Ontology annotation, molecular function: nucleotidase activity. The record is from RefSeq and is a predicted model, not a curated record.